Molecule: messenger RNA, 4797 nt
Organism: Ictalurus punctatus (channel catfish)
Lineage: Eukaryota; Metazoa; Chordata; Actinopteri; Siluriformes; Ictaluridae
Gene: phf19
Product: PHD finger protein 19
Exons: 15
Coding region: 190-1878 (562 amino acids)
Biological process (GO): regulation of DNA-templated transcription; chromatin organization
Cellular component (GO): nucleus
Molecular function (GO): DNA binding; chromatin binding
Source: RefSeq, a predicted model, not a curated record
AAAGGUGAAAAAAUGGCGACUCGCACAGAGUCUGUUUGCGCGUUCAUCUGAAGCUGGAGAAACUUUUGCGUUGGCGAAUGGAAAUAUCGCACCGCGAGUGGAGCGCAGACGUUUUUUUGCGAGGGAACAUUUUAUCCCCCCGGGGCGAGGAGAGCAAUCAAGACGGAAAUCUAGGUGCGUGUGUUAAGGAUGUUGGAGGGAGCGUGCCGGGAUGGCUACCUGGCUGUAGGUGAGGAGGAGCUGGAGGCCAAGCGGCUGCUGCCCAAGCACGACAAAAACUGCAGCGACCUGGAGAGCAAGCUGACCGUGGGCCAGUACGUACUCUGCCGCUGGUCUGAUGGCUUGUAUUACUUGGGCAAGAUCCAAAGGGUUAGCGCUUCAAAGCAGAGCUGCUUCGUGACGUUUGAAGACAACUCCAAGUUCUGGGUGCUUUGGAAGGACAUACAACACGCUGGCGUUCCGGGAGAAGAGCCCAAAUGCUCCGUGUGCUCCGAGAUGACUGUGGUGUCUGAGAAUAAAAUCCUUAUCUGUGGAAAAUGUGGAAUCGGCUACCACCAGCUGUGCCACAUGCCGCAAGUGGAGAGCUCAGCUGACCUCUCGCCUUGGUUCUGCAGGAAGUGCAUUUUUGCCUUAGCAGUGAGAAAAGGGGGCGCACUAAAGAAGGGCCCCAUAGCUAAAGCACUGCAGGCCAUGAAACAGGUGCUCACCUACAACGCUGAGGAACUGGAGUGGGACUCUCUGCACCGCACCAACCACCAGCAGUGCUACUGCUACUGCGGGGGACCUGGAGAAUGGUACCUGAAAAUGCUGCAGUGUUUCCGCUGCGAGCAGUGGUUUCACGAAGCGUGCACGCAAUGCCUGCAGGAGUCCAUGAUGUUCGGAGAUAGGUUUUACUUGUUCAUUUGUGCCGUGUGCAAUAAGGGAGUGGAGUACAUCAAGCGCCUGGCGCUGCGCUGGGUGGACGUGGUCCAUUUGGCCCUGUACAACCUGGGAGUACAGAGUAAGAAAAAGUACUUUGAACUGGAGGAGAUCCUCAGCUUCAUCAGCAACAACUGGGAUCAUUUCCAGCUGGGCAAGCUUGCAAACACUCCUCCCUCAGAGAGAGGCCAGCUCAUCCUUGAUGCUCUUAACAACUACAAAAGCAAGUUUCUCUGCGGAAAGGAGAUCAAGAAGAGGAAAUGUAUCUUUCGGCUGAGGACGAGAGUUCCCCCCAACCCCCCCUCCAAGCUCUUUCCAGAGAAGACGCCAAAAAGCGAAGGACGCAGAGGCUGCAAGAAAGGAGCAACACGCAACGGUUUUGGUCCUGCGGAGAAGCGGAGGAAGAAGAGAUCUAAAUGGCUGCUGGAGGAUGCUAUUCCCAACAAUGAGAUGAUGUCCACCUGGAGCUCCAAUCACCACAUGGCUAACAUCUUCGACUUUACGCUCGACGAGUUGCAGAGUUUGAAAAGUACUAGUUCAGGACGGACAUUCAGUCUGGAUCAGGACUCCACAGAUGCAGCGAGCACGUCAGGCUCUGCCACUACCAGUGUGUCCUACGACUUCAGGAAGAACGUGGGCAGCAGGAAGAGGAAGCUUCCUUCAUCCAACUACAGUGCACUGGCCAGUAAGCGGGAGGCGAUGGAGAGCGAGCUGAGUCCAGUGGGUACGCCAGUGGUCGAGUCCGGGGAUGUAAUGGGCAGUGCCAUCGACAGCCACACCUUUGAAAGCCUGAGCGAAGAUGACACGUCCCUCUCACACCUCAAGUCUUCUAUUACCAGCUACUUCGGCGCAGCAGGGCGUCUCACGUGCGGCGAAAAGUAUCAGGUUCUGGCACGCAGGGUCACGCCAGAGGGCAAGGUGCAGUACCUGGUGGAAUGGGAAGGCACCACGCCUUACUGAGUCACUUAUCUGAGGGCAUGCGAAUGGAGAUGAGGUUCAAGAUGGGGGUUCUUCACUUCCAGGCCUGGGGAGUCACAGUGGGGCAGAGUUCCAGAUUCCAAAAAAUGAACAGAUGAAAUGGGCACAGAUGCCCAAGUGGUCAGUCAGAUUGUCCAACAUCAUCCUGUCAUUAAGAUCAUAGUUAAAGUGAUGUCAUGGAUGACUCUUGGAGUACUGUGACCUUCCAGGGUUGGGAUUGAAGAACACUUGAGCAAACCGUUAUAGAAUGUCACCUUGCUUACAGUAGUUUAUCCUUUUUUAUUUUUUUUUCCUCCUUCUUUCUUCUUUUUACAUUACACAAACAGCUAAACGAUUGAGUUCCAGAAUUCUAGUUUUCUAGUGCAAUUGUAGUUUUCUAAAGGAUCUUAGAAAUAUAUAUGGGUACACAUAGGUUGUGCACUUACCCCAUGUUGGGUAAUGAAGUGUGCUUUCAUUGUUGUUGUUGGUUUUCGUCCCAGUGUCCUGUUGACAGGGCACAAUAAACAGCACAAAACUCACUUGUCUCACUCGAUUCAGCCCGUUAACAUCCUAGUACUUCAAACUUGUGUGUUUUUUUUUUUGUUUUUGUUGUCGUUUUUUCUAGUUUCAGUUGUCGCACUUGUAGACUGGUUUAAUUUUAAAGUCUGUGUGAGAUAAUGUUUUAAAAUUAUAUAGCCAUGACACAAAACAUUUAUUAAAUGUUGACCCUCAAGGGUGUUAAACCAUCACCAGUACAAAUAGUGGACAACAUGAUGGCAGUUUGCCUUCACGUGUGGCGGUAUUACAUUUUUUUAACCACGCCCACAUCAACUCAGUUAAUGCAUGAUGAAUUUUUUUUGUUUGUUUGUUUCCAGAAGGAGGCAUGGUGCAUACUCCUUCUGUAAAUGAAACUAUCUUAAGGAUGUGUUCUUUUCUGAACACAACUAUCCCCCCUAUUCCCUCUGACGGCUACACGCUUCACAGUGAAAAUUCUGAAGGAUCCCUGUCUAGGGCUCAAAAGUGCCAUUUGGUCGUUCCCUUCAAGGACGAUCAUUUUGAAGAACGCUUUGCCACGUCAUCACUUCACUUUGCCACGAGUAGACAAACGUGAACGGACGUGCCAUGCAUAAGGCUCAUCUCUUCAGAAGGGAACACAGCCUCGGUUCCCUACAUGAAAACAGGGCGUGUUUACAAGACGUGUAAGACAGACGCUCUUCCAGCAUCUGUCAAUAAAUUUUCAUCUGCUGUGCGAACGUGAGUCAUUUAGAAUUACUCAGCCAUGUUGUCCACUAUGUAGAGUACUGUGGGGGGGGAAAGAAAGUCAGAUCGGCCUUUUUUAUUUUCAGCCAAAUGAGCAUUCAGUACUUAUUCUGAAUUAUGCGGCGGCAAACAAUAACGAUGGGAAAACGUACAGUACGUUAAUUCCAUUUUCACCGUGUAGCACUUAUUUAUGCAGGUUAAUUUUCAAGUUCAAUAUUACAACUUAAAGUAUUUACAGAUUUCAUACCUGGGUGGUUUUCUGUUCAAUACAUUUACCCGUCGUUCAUGUUCAUUGAUCACAAAUGUAAUGUGAGCACGUCUGACUUAUGUAGCCAUUUUUUAUAUAGAAAUCUCCACCUGCAAUGAUGGACCGAAUGUCUGAUUUAGCCGAAUAUCUGCGUGUGAACAGAGAAUGCACUAAAUCGGUAGUGCUGUGACCUCUAAAGACUCGCCUAUGAAAGCCCUUAAAGUUUAAUCAGUGUACAAAUCCAUUUGCAAUAGAAAACUUUGGCCUUUGUACACCCAUAUACUAUGUACACAUUUCAAACUUGUAUCCUGGUAUGUCGUAUCGCUUCCAAAGACUUUUCUUCCUUUAUAUAUUGCUUCAAUAUAACUGUGUAUCCGAGCCCUAACCUUUAAUCUACCCAAGUUUCACUUGACUGGAAGCUAGUUUAAAAACCGAGUGUAUCAUAUUAGUAUGAUGAGUCUAUUUUGACAUUAUUAGUCUUUUUUUUUUUUUUCUUUUUUUUUUUUUUUUUUUUUUACAGUGUUAAAAAGAAAUAUACUUUAUUAUUUACCUGUAUAUAAUUGGACAAAUGUUUAGCCCCCUUUUAUUGUAUUGCACUAUUAACACGUUUUCUCAGCUAUGCAACUAUUCUUGCUUAACUGAUAUGUCAUAUAUUUUAUAAUUGAUCAGAAGAGAAAAGAAAACUUUUAUACAAAGCACUUACUUUGUGCGUCUUAUCGAUUAUAUAAAACGUUUUAUGGAAAUAUUUCCCCAAGUACAAACAUUUUAUGCAAAUUUAUACAAAUUCAGUGACGUAGAUCAGACAUAAUAUAAGUCAUUAUCCAAAACUUUAACGUCAUCACAUUGAACUAAUGCUUGGUAAGUUCAGCUGCUGAUUCUGAAGGUGUUUGGGUUUUUUUUGUUUUGAUUUUUUUGUUUGUUUGUUUGGUUGUUUUUUUUUUUGGUUGGUUUUUUUUUAUCUUUAUCUUGUGUUAAAGUCACACCUUUUUUCAUCUUGUAUUAGUUCCAGUAAAGAGCUGCUGUGGCGAUAUAGCUGCCAAACACAUCCACACAAGCUCUGUUUAAAGCUGUAUUUCAUGCUGCCUGUUUUGGUUGGGAUCGCUGGAGUAGCAGUUGAAUUGGUCUGCUUUUCAUUCAGAGUGAACUGUGAAUAGCAUCAGCCCGCAAGCUUCCCAGAUCUGAUCUACUUCCACAACAUCCUGAUGUGGCUGUAAGUAAAGCUAGUGAGAGAACAGUUCAGUGUUUCCUAUGAAUAACAGUGUUGUAACAUGCUUUAAGCUGUGUGUGAGGAAUCUUUCUGCUUAUGUUCAUCAUAUGUUAGAUAUUUAACAUAGGUUUUGCAAUAUGUAAUUAUUGGUGUGCCACUCAUGAACCAUUCACUCCAGUUUUAAACAAUAAAAAGCAUUUUGUCAGAA